This is a messenger RNA of Myzus persicae (green peach aphid), 1781 nucleotides long. Its product is annotated as longitudinals lacking protein, isoforms A/B/D/L-like. NCBI's taxonomy places the organism in Eukaryota, Metazoa, Arthropoda, Insecta, Hemiptera, Aphididae. The transcript has 2 exons. The coding region runs from base 467 to 700 and encodes 77 amino acids. The record is from RefSeq and is a predicted model, not a curated record.
AAAAAAAUGUCUUGUUAUAAUUUUAGAUUUAGAUUAAUAAUGCUAUUUUACAUAAUUUUUUGUUGGAAAAGUUGUAUCUACUGGUGUGAACAAAAUUAAUCCAGGUACUGAUUUUUUCAAUUUAUUAAAUUUUAUCGAAAGAACCUUAAAAAACUACAAAAUAAUACUAAAGUUUUCCAUUUUAGUGUAAUUCGAGUUUUGCUAAGAAUUGGCAUAUAUUAUAUAUAAUAUAUAUAUAAUAAUUUUUGGUUUAUUGAUUUCAGUAUUUUAAGUAUAAAUAUAGUAAUACAAAAUUGCCCCUAUUAUUUUUUCUUGUUAGUUAAUCUUCUAUAUCUACAACAUUCAAUCAGCUGAUAAUUGGUGAUGGCCAUAAGUGUAACAGACAUUAUCGGCAUGGUACUUAUAGAUCAUAUAAGCAUAUAUUUUAACUGAAGUUUUUGUUUCAACAACCGUUUCAGAUGGGAAAAUGGGUGACAAUAGAAUGGUUCGACAAACUGACAGUUACUACCAUUGUCCUAACGGGUGUGGACGUAAGUAUAAGUAUAGCCAAGGGUUGUAUACUCACCGCAAAUAUGAGUGUGGAGUAAUUCCGAUGUUCCAGUGCACUACUUGUAGAAAAUCUUUUAAACAACCAAUUAGUUACAAGCUUCACAUGAAAAACAUGCAUAAUAUAUUGUUAUCUCUGAAUAUUCCUGAAUGAUGUAUGUGUUUCAUUAAGUUAAGUAAAAUGUAUACAUUAUGAACUUUAUAAUUUUAUUUAACUUGAAAUAAAUUUUAAUCUAUACACAACCAUAGGUAUAAUUUAUAAUGAUAAAAAGUGAUGGUAUGUGACUUCCUGACUUCCAUGAUAAUUAUAAUUUGUGGAGAAAACCAAUCAAUUAAUAACAAUAAUUGUAUGAACAUACAAAAACAUAAAAUCUGUACACUAAUUGCCCAAGUGAAUUAUUGUGAUUUUGAAAAAAUACUUUUAUAUAACAUUGUUUGAAUUAUUUAAUUAUAGUUUUGUGAAAAACCUAAUUUCAUUUUAACAUUUUUUAUGUUCAUGAUAUCAUAUGGUUUUAUAUUUUUGGAAAUGAAAACCUGUAUGACGUUAAAUACUUAAUGUUUCAUAUUCUGAAGUAAAAUAAUAGUUUUAAAAAUGUUGAUAUAUUAUAUUUUACAAAAAUCAUGUUCUUAAUUAGAAUAUUAAGUUUAGCUAAGUGCUGUGACUACAAAUAUGUGUAUUCCUUCCACUUCACUCCUCUUAUCUAAACUUUAAAUUUUGAUAGAUAAAAAAACUAUACAUUUAAUACCUGUACAUUAACAUUUUUACAAAAGUAUUUGCAUGUACUGAAUAUAAAAUUAAAGAUUCCAUUUAACAUACUAAAAAACCAAAAUCAAAUGAUUAGGUAUGUAAAAAAAUAUCUAAAUUAUUGCAAUUUUUCCUAUACAGUGUUCAAGCCACUUACAAAAAUUAAAAAAAGAAAAUUGAUUGCGAAAAUCAUUAUUAUAAGAUAAUGAAUUAUUUUAUUAUGUAAAAAAAUUGUUUUGCUGUUAUAUAUACAUUUAUUAUUGUAAUGAAGAAACUGUUUACUAAAUUUGUUUGUAUUAAUUAUACUCUAUGUUUAAGUGAACAAAUAACUAUCAGAAGUUUUGGUCAAAUUAUUUUAUUAUAUCAGGUGUGUUACGUAUUUUUAAAAUUGGUGUCAGCUAACCGGCUUGUCAGCUUAAGAAGUUCACUAAUAAAUAAUGAAUCUGUUGCUAAAUUCACUGUGUAUUUAUUUGUCUAAAACUUAUUUUUC